UUGUGGACUAAUAGAGGGCCGGGUCAACCCACAUUGGGAGUAGUGUUUUAAAAUUAAACAUAAAAUAUAAACGAAGCUCAACAGUUUCUAUAGUCUCUCAGCAUUUUCUUCACACAAUCCUUCAACAAUGAGCCGCCAUCCAACAGUCAAAUGGGCCCAGAGGUCUGAGGAACUAUCCAUAACAGUUGAGUUGCCUGAUGCUCAGGAUGUGAAACUCAAAGUUGAGCCAGAGGGAAAAUUUUACUUCUCGGCAACUGCUGGUGCAGAGAAGAUUCCGUAUGAAGUCAAUGUUGAUCUGUUUGACAGCAUUGAUGUAAAUGAUAUAAUAACCAGUGCUAGUUCGAGACAGAUCUGCUACUUGGUGAAAAAGGCCGAGAACAAAUGGUGGGACAGAUUAUUGAAGCAGGGAGGGAAAAUUCCUUCCUUUCUGAAAAUUGAUUGGGACAAGUGGGUUGAUGAGGAUGAAUAUUAUGAGCAAGAGGCCAAACCUGCAUCUGAUAAGGACUUAGGCGACAUUGACUUUUCUAAGUUGAACAUGGGAGGGGGUGACGGCUUGGAACUUGAUGCUGCAGGCGAUGACGAUGAUGAUGAAAGUGACUCGGAAGAGGAGGAUACCGAUGAAGCAUCUUCUGGCAUUGAGGUAGAUCCAAAAGACACCGUCAGCGGCGACAGAACCGUUGCACCUGACACCAAAGCAUAAAAAUUUGAGAUAGUUUUGACUGUGUAAGGACAAGUUUUUUGAAAGCCAACGUACCAAAAACCUUCUCGGGGUUAACUAGUUAUUCGGUCCUGACAAGUUCAGUUUUUGUGGCUGGAAUUUUUUUACCUUAUUGACAUAUAUGAAAUGGUUCUGAGAAUGUUAUUUAUUUGUUUAUGUUGGAGUCUACAAUGCAUCGAUGAAGAUUGUUCUUGUGUGUAUGCUUACAUUCAAGAUUAUCCGAGUUUAACGGUUAUUCUUAAUUUGUUUGUGUUCUUAGUUACUCCUGAGAUGAAAUGCAGUGGACAAUGGCUUGAAAUUGAUA
Medicago truncatula (barrel medic) is the source of this 1022-nucleotide messenger RNA. Its product is annotated as co-chaperone protein p23-1. Lineage: Eukaryota; Viridiplantae; Streptophyta; Magnoliopsida; Fabales; Fabaceae. The transcript is spliced from 6 exons. The record is from RefSeq and is a predicted model, not a curated record. The coding region runs from base 128 to 700 and encodes 190 amino acids. Gene Ontology annotation, molecular function: protein-folding chaperone binding; Hsp90 protein binding. Gene Ontology annotation, cellular component: nucleus; cytosol. Gene Ontology annotation, biological process: protein folding; chaperone-mediated protein complex assembly.